CUCUCAGUCUCUGAUUUCCUUCCCCGUCCCUUUCUAUCACUUCAAGAAAUCGUUCGACUCAUUCUCGCACGUAUUCCAACAUGGCGUACCUCGCAACGAUUACAAGCCCAACUGCAAUCUUAUGGUUUCUCAGAUUUCCAAGCCGAUUCUUCCUUCCAAUCUUACUUUCUCUCCCUCACUUCCUUCCUUCCGGAGGUCGUGUCCGACGAAGAAGCCUCUGUCGCUUUAAAAAAAGCAGGUUUUCAUGUCGAUCAACUGAAGGCCAUAGCUCCUGACAAUUUUGCGGUCCCCCUCGAAGCUGCCCUCCUACGACAUUUUCUUUCCUCCAUUUCCACCCAGCCUCUACCGGACCAACUCAAAGAACAUAUUCGAGCUUUAUUGGAUGUUACGGAUAUAUCUCAUUUACCUUUCAGUGGUGAAUACAUAUCUGCACGUUCCAUGUCGAGACACUUCCAUCUUCAUAUAGGACCGACAAAUUCAGGAAAGACAUACAGUGCUCUCAAAGCUCUCAGUAGGGCUGGGACAGGAGCUUAUGCUGGACCUCUAAGACUAUUGGCACAUGAGGUAUGGGAAAGAUUGAAUCUUGGAACGGUUGGGGAUAUGAAUGGUAAAGGUAGAGAAUGUAAUUUGGUCACUGGAGAAGAGAGGAGGAUAGUCGAUCCAGACGCUGGUUUAAUCAGCUGUACAGUCGAAAUGCUCCCUAUCUCCGGUCCACUAGGGUCUCCAUAUGACGUGGUGGUGGUGGAUGAGAUACAAAUGAUGGGAGAUCCUCAAAGAGGGUCAGCAUGGACGAACGUGGUCAUGAAGCUGAGGGCGCAUGAGAUACAUUUAUGUGGAGAUGAAACCACUGUUGGGCUUUUGAAGAGGAUGGUUGCAUCGUUUGGUGGGGAUCAACUCACGGUUCAUCGUUAUGAUCGUCUCACGCCAUUAACAGUCGCCGACAAAAGUCUUGGAAGCUCUUAUAAAGGGGUGAGGAAAGGAGAUUGUGUAGUAACAUUUUCCAGAUCGGGAAUUUUCUACGUGAGACGGGAAGUGGAAUCGUUCGCUAAGAAGAAAUGCGCAAUGGUAUAUGGUGCUCUCCCUCCAGAGACCAGAGCGGAGCAGGCGAGGGAUUUCAACGAUGAGAAUGGACGAGCGGAAGUAUUAGUGGCUUCUGAUGCGGUAGGAAUGGGUUUGAAUCUUAAAAUCAAAAGAAUGAUAUUUUCAUCCCUACAUAAAUUCAAUGGCAAACAAGACGUCCCACUUUCCCUGACUCAAAUCAAACAAAUCGCAGGUCGAGCGGGUCGUUUCGGCAUGUCUACCACCACCCCUGAUCCUCAUGCCACCCCCCAACUAGACCUCCCGAGUAUCGCCCCAGACGAAAAACCGUCCGAAGGAGGUAUCGUGACCACUUUCCAUGAAUCAGAUCUUCCCAUUCUUCGUUCUCUCCUUCACCAACCACUCCCUCCCAUCACUCGUGCGACUUUAGAUGUACCCUUCGAAAAUAUGUCGGCUUUAGCUGCUCUUUUACCUCCUGAAACGAAAUUCAGUGAAUUGUUAGAUCACGUCUACUCCCUCGUCCUCGUUCCACCCAACAUGACUUUAGGUUCCAUGCAACAUAAACUUCCUUUGGCAAAAGUAGUUGAAGAAUUCCGUUCUGGUCUCACUUUGUCCGAAAUGGAUCUUCUCACCUAUGCUCCGGUUAACGGUCGAGAUCCUCGUGCUUUGGGAGUUUAUCAUUCCCUCGCUUCGACUUACGCUUCUGUAGGACAUGUGACAUUGGAUAACAUGUUUGAUUCUUCUGGAUUUUAUGAACAACUUCGAAAGAUGGAAAAAGUCAUAAAUGAUUUGAUAAAUCCUCCAUCAUCACGAGAACCUCAAUCUCAGACACAGGAAAAACCAAAGUCGGUAUCACAAAUAAUCUCCGAUAAUCUUCCAGGAAUGGAAACGUUGCACAAGACUUUGGUGCUUUAUAUCUGGUUGAGUUAUAGGAGAGAAGUUUCUUUUCCUGAUCGAGAAAAAGCUUUGGGAUACAAAGAGAGAACAGAGGUGGUUUUGGAAAAAUGUCUGGAACAUCUCCCAGGAUAUCAGAAAAAGAGUGGAGUUAAGGGUAUGAGAGGUCAGGGUAAGGUGAAACCAGUGUAUGAGAAG
Messenger RNA from Tremella mesenterica DSM 1558, 2130 nucleotides. RefSeq lists its product as uncharacterized. Gene Ontology annotation, biological process: mitochondrial RNA 3'-end processing; RNA catabolic process. The annotation marks the transcript as partial. Gene Ontology annotation, cellular component: mitochondrial degradosome. Gene Ontology annotation, molecular function: ATP binding; hydrolase activity, acting on acid anhydrides; RNA helicase activity. The transcript is spliced from 3 exons. The record is from RefSeq and is a predicted model, not a curated record. NCBI's taxonomy places the organism in Eukaryota, Fungi, Basidiomycota, Tremellomycetes, Tremellales, Tremellaceae.